Molecule: messenger RNA, 1458 nt
Organism: Diabrotica virgifera virgifera (western corn rootworm)
Lineage: Eukaryota; Metazoa; Arthropoda; Insecta; Coleoptera; Chrysomelidae
Exons: 4
Coding region: 133-1338 (401 amino acids)
Source: RefSeq, a predicted model, not a curated record
AUAAAUAAAACGUGUUGGCCUUGGAUUCUUAGAUAUGAUUAUCAUCUCUUAAAUUAUUUAAUCACACUACUAUAAACAUAUAUUCGAGAAAAUACUUAGAGUUUGAUAGUACUGUUUUAAUUCCGUAAAAAGAUGAUACCAAAAGAUAUAUGUGAUCUAGUGGAAGAGUCUUUAAAUGAUGAAAAGAUAGAAAACUUCGAAAUUGAAGAACAUGAAGGUAAUCAAAAAGGUCAGGGACAUUUAGGUGAGAUUGUAUUCUUAUCAUUGAAACACAAAAACACAGGAAAAGAGCAUCAUCUAGUCGUUAAACAAUGUCUCACAGGUUCUGAAGAAACUACCAAAUUGAUGUCGAUGUGUUUUAACAACGAAGUGCAUUUUUAUAAAAACGUGAUUCCAGCUUUAGAAGCGUUCCAAAAGUCUUAUCCUAAAGCUGAAAUUUUUAGCCAUAUACCAAGAUGUUUUGCAACGAGCUCGAAAAAAGGAAAAGAAAAAUUGGUAAUGGAAAAUUUAAAGAUAGAAGACUACAUAAUCCAUCCUAAGAAAGUGCCACUAAAUAGUAAAAUGUACGAGAUAAUUUUUAAAACGUAUGGAAAAUUUCAUGGAAUUUCCUCCGCUUUUAAGCAUUACCAUCCUGAACAAGUUAGCGAAUUAGGCAAAGGGUAUCAAUCCACUCUCAAAACGUUUUUUGAUGGAGGUCUGAUGCAAAAAGCAAUUAUAGGUAAUUGUAACAAAAUAAAAGAAUUUUUAGAAGAGGAAGAUGAAAUAAAAAUUCUCGAUAGUUUUAAAAAAUAUUGUGAUAACGGUCCUCAAAUGUUUCUUGAUGCACUUGACUACAAAAGUCCAUAUUCAAUUUUGAUCCACGGUGACUCUUGGAGUAAUAAUAUGAUGUUCAAAUACAACAAAUCGGGAGAGAUAGAAGAUAUUAAAUUGUUCGACUUCCAACUGGCUACUGUAGCUUCACCUGUUCUGGAUCUGACGUAUAGUUUCUACUCAGGAGCUGACGAAGAAAGCUUAUCUAAGUUGGAUCAUUUCCUUGAAAUAUAUUACAAAAGCCUUAGUGAUACCUUAAAGGAGUAUGGAUGUAUUGCAGAAAAAAUUCUGCCAUUUACAGAAUUAAAAAAAGAAUGGAAAGAACAGAACGCAUUUGGUGUUUUAAUGGGAUUAUCUAUAUGGAGCAAUAAAAAUUUGGAUCCAAGUGACACACCAAACAUCGCUGAAAUGAUGGACCCAGAUUCCACUGAAGAUAUCAGUCAACUAAUUAACAAGACGGAUUCUGUAGGUUUUAAAAGAGCUAGUUUAUCAUUGAUGAGACAUUUGUACAAAAAUAACUUUUUAUAACUAUUUAACACCAUAGUAUUUUUUAUUGUAAUAUUCAGUAUUUUUAAGAAAUUGUUGUUUAUUCUGCUUUAAUAAAUUAUAUGUUAAUUUUUUUUGUUAUAAUAAACAGUAUAAAAAUGA